CGCUGACGUCACCGCCAGGCGCACGCCGCCGGCAGCGCGGUGACGUCAGCGCGACGUGUUGGAGAUACGCAAGGCGCGAAAAUCCAUGGAGAGAGAGAGACCCGGAGAGAGAUAUUCCUGGUGAUUGCCUGAGAAGAUGGCAGUUCCAUUUGUAGAGGAUUGGGAUCUGGUGCAGACACUAGGUGAAGGAGCAUAUGGCGAGGUGCAGUUGGCUGUGAACCGGAGAACAGAGGAGGCAGUCGCGGUGAAGAAAGUGGACACUGCACGUGCUCUUGACUGUCCUGAGAACAUCAGGAAGGAAAUUUGCAUAAAUAAGAUGUUGAACCACCCAAAUAUUGUCCGUUUUUAUGGACAUCGGCGUGAAGGCAACAUCCAGUACUUGUUUCUGGAGUAUUGCAGUGGAGGAGAGCUCUUUGAUCGAAUAGAACCUGAUGUGGGUAUGCCUGAAGUGGAUGCUCAUAGAUUUUUCCUGCAGCUAAUAGCAGGAGUGGAGUACCUUCAUAGCAUUGGAAUUACUCACAGGGAUAUCAAGCCGGAGAAUCUGCUGCUCGAUGACCGAGAUAAUCUGAAGCUUUCUGAUUUUGGCUUGGCGACUGUAUACAGGCACAAUAGCCGUGAGAGGUUACUGAAUAAGAUGUGUGGCACCCUGCCAUAUGUUGCUCCUGAGUUGCUGAGGAGAAAGGAGUUCCGUGCAGAACCUGUGGAUAUCUGGUCGUGUGGCAUUGUUCUAGUUGCAAUGCUGGCUGGAGAGCUACCCUGGGACCAGCCUGCGGAUAGUUGUCAGGAGUACUGUGAUUGGAAUGAGAAGAAACUAUACCUAACACCAUGGAAAAAGAUCGAUCCCAUUCCACUGAGCCUGCUGAACAAAAUUCUGAUUGAAGGCCCAAAGGCCAGAGCCACGAUUUCAGAUAUUAAAAAGGACAGGUGGUUCAUUUACCAAUUUAAAAGAGGUGUGAAGAGAGCAUGGUUAUCCUCUGGUAGUCCCAAUGAGUCGCAGGGGCCUUUCACUAAACACAUUCAUUCUAAUGUGGAUCUAUCCCAUGUCAGUGGCCUGCCCUGGAGUGAGGAUCAAGCAAGGUAUUCGAGUUCCCAGCCUGAACCUCGGGUUGCUUUGUCAUCAUGGGACUCCAAUCACUCCAGUAUUGAUAAUCUGGUACAAGGGAUUAGUUUCUCCCAACCUACUUGCACAGACCACAUGCUUGUCAGCAGCCAACUGCAAAGCACACCUGGAUCAUCGCAGAGCUCUUGGCAACGGUUAGUGAAACGAAUGACUCGGUUCUUCACGAAGUUGAAUGCUGAACAGUCCUACCUGGCCCUGAAAGAUGUUUGUGAGAAACUGGGCUACACUUGGAAGAAGAGCUGCAACAACCAGGUGACUAUAUCAACCAUGGACAGACGGAACAACAAGCUUAUAUUCAAAGCAAAUUUCAUCGAGAUGAAUGAGAGGAUUCUGGUAGAUUUCAGACUGUCCAAGGGAGAUGGUCUCGAAUUCAAAAGGCACUUUGUGGGCAUCAGGCACAAGUUGAGUGACAUCAUCUACUCUCAGAAGAUCCUCCUACCUGUAACCUGAUCUUUCUUUUGAGCCCUUGCAUUGCAUCGUAUCUCUGCUGGGAUAAGGCUGCUAGAAGGAACUGUCUGGGAUAACAGCUGGGGAUACCUUUUCUCACCCAGUUUACAGACACUGUGAACUUGUCUGUAUGUUUUAAGUGUUAAAAGUUACUCCCCCAAUAUAGUUAUGGGAGAUACUUCAAGCAAUGGAUCAUCAACCAAAAUGCCGAUUUUUAUUUUUUUAAUCCUUUAAAAUUCUGAGCAGAUUAACCCAACUCAGUCAAAUCGGCUGCUUCUUUCCCGGUGACUCUGUGACGGAUUCAUUGUUUGAGUCUUUGUUGGAAUGUGUUAGGUGCUUAAUUCAUUUGCAUUUUCUUUUAGAAGUUUGGAUGAGCUUCUGAAAUUUGUAGGACUCCAAUUAUGUGACACUGGAUGAAAUUCGUCUGAUCAUCUAACCAUGUGGACCAUCAGGGUAUCCACAGAUGCAGUAUGGCCUUUGAAAUUAUUUGUGAUUGGUAUCCACUGAAAGAUGAGAAUGAAAGGAACAGUGGAAUGUUCCCAGGGUGGUUCGACCAAAUAUUGCAACAUCUCCCAACCUGUGGACCAAUUGGCUUUCCGAAACACUCAGGAAAUGCCCUUUUUUUUCAAAUCGAGUUUCAAAGCGCAGUCAGGGUGUGCUUUGCACAUGAGACGGGAUGGUGUAUUACAACACCUGUAGGUUGGAAAAGCCGUCAGACUGUUUUGAUUGGGUUUCACUUUUAAUACCAGUGUUAUACGCACAGCACACCCGACUGCAAAUUUUGAGUGUUUGAUUAGAAAUGCAGGGAUUAGUGAAGGAAUGGCGUGGUUGGGAAUUUAUGACUUUCAGUCAGGCUCUCUAGGAGCAGUUCUACUGGUAGGGUGAACAAUCGUAGAUUUGGUGUCUAGUUCGACUGUUCAAAUUUGAACCUUGUAAAGAUUGAAUAAUAUGACUUUUCAAAUCAUCUGUGAAAUGAUUGUUGUGGAUGUGGCACUGUCUAAUUAUCAAUGAUCCAGUCUCCCAUCAUGAUUUGUGGAAAAACUUGCCAAUUUUGUAACUAGUAUAUUGGGUGCCCAAAUAACACACAAUCUCUGUAAUUUUAACAAAGCAUUCAUCUUGCAUGGGAUUACUGGUCUAUAUGUUGUAGACUUUGUACUCUACUGUUACAGUCUGCAAUUUACCACAAAUUUACACUGUGGUAAAUCAAAAUCUUACACAUUUUCAGAAAUAAAUUAGAUUUAAGGGGCCAGAAGGAUUCAACGAUGAUCAGGUUCACAAAUUAACACUAGCAGUACUUUUUUCUCUUUUGCUCUGUUUCCCCAACCCACCUCCAGAUUAUAUUUUUUUUGUGUGGUUUGAAGCAGGUUUGGAUGAGUUGGGGAAAUGGGCAUUGCCGCUUCUGUUCUUGUUUUGGAACCGCAAGCUCAUUGUCCAGGCUGCUUUUUGACCCCAAUAUCCUCUUCUGCUUAGUAGAAGAUUAUAGUAAAGCCAGUAGAAGGCCGCAGCAUUGCCCCAAGUAGAAUCUGCGAAUGCCUGCAGCCAGUUGCAUGUUCCACAUGCAAUGAACAAUGUCGAGCAUAGCGUCACAUAACUUUUGUAGUGAACUGGGUAGAGAUCCUUUAAUAAAAAGUAGGGCUUCACAAUUUAGAAUUGAAGCACUUGUCCCUAAAUACCAUAAAUUAUAAACGUUUGGGAGCAUGGGAAAGAAUAAAAAUUGGAUCUCCUCAGUUGGUUGAUUGUGAAUGGAGCCUGAUUUAAUUUGUUGCUUUCUGGUAAGUGAAAGAUAUAACCGAUGUUUUUUGGUUCAAGGAAUCAUGCUUUUGCAGUUUAAAUCUCUUCUUUAGUUAAACUGAUUCUGCCUGAUCCUGUGCGAUCUUGAUGUUUCCUUUUGAUGUGAAGUAUAUAGCUCACAGAAAAUAACUAGCCAUCAAAUGUUUAAAUAAUUCUAUGUUCGGUCUGUGUUUUUCUAAUUUUCUGUUUGUCUUUGUAGAUGUAUUUCUGUGUGUGCAGUCUGUUUUGUAGAGUUUGUGAGAGCUCAGUUUAUUGAGUCCGGGUCUUGUAAGUUUACGUCUUCCCCUUCUGCAGAAGGGAAUCUUUCAGGAUUAGAUGGUAACCUGCUCCACUACCUGACAAAAAAAAGUUAAAUGUGAGAUGCUGCAGGAAUGGCUAAUGCCUUAAGGGAAAGGGCAGUCUAAUGUUUCAGGCGUGACUCCUUUUUUCCUGGUGUCUGAUCCAUUAAAUACUUUGAUUUUAGAUUUCCAGCAUUUUUCUUUUCUCUAACUGUCUUACUUUGUCUCUAUAUACUGUGACCCUCGCACAUUUUUAAAUGAAGUUGACACUUGCCCUGUUUACCGUCCUGCUUUGUUUUAUUCAUAAAGUUCACUAGGUUGUGAGUUUUGCUAACUAGACACAGGGCCUGUGUGCCGAUACUGUUUGUGAGGAGGAGGGAUCAGUUAGCUGACUCCUCCUGUCCUGGAUUUGUUAAUAAAUCUUUUUUUAAAAAUGUAAGGAACAUUUUGGAAUAAUGAAUAAAAAAUUUCUUUAUGUGAA
Molecule: messenger RNA, 4117 nt
Organism: Rhincodon typus (whale shark)
Lineage: Eukaryota; Metazoa; Chordata; Chondrichthyes; Orectolobiformes; Rhincodontidae
Gene: chek1
Product: checkpoint kinase 1
Exons: 13
Coding region: 137-1570 (477 amino acids)
Biological process (GO): mitotic G2 DNA damage checkpoint signaling; protein phosphorylation
Cellular component (GO): nucleus; cytoplasm; site of double-strand break
Molecular function (GO): protein serine/threonine kinase activity; ATP binding
Source: RefSeq, a predicted model, not a curated record